AUCAGGAGUCUAGUUAGUCACAUGACAGAGCUGGGACUCCCCGCUCCUCCUCUCUUCCCCUCUCUCUGUCAGUCGACUGUUUUCUCUGUCUAUCGUUGUGUGUGGGUCUGUUAGCUAACUGCUAGCUAAAAUCACCAUCAAACGCAGGAACGACGUGAACAUGGCGGACACAGCCAGGGACCCUCCACCGGAGCACACCAACUUCCAGGAGCUGGAGGACGGGGAGGACUUGUUCCCGGAACCGGCCGCCACACAGGAGUCGGAACCAGCCAGUCUACCUGCUGAAGACAUCAGCACCAACUCAAAUGGACCCAAACAGGAUUCACUAUUUGAUGACGAUCCAGAGGACCUGUUCGCAGAGGCUACAGAGGAGGUUUCGUUGGACAGCCCAGAGAGAGACAUCCUGCUGUCUGACGGCCCGUCACCUGCCAUCACGCCCAUCACCCCUCCCACCUCCGUCAUCACCCCUCGCAUCAACCUCACCCACGACGACAUGUUCACACACUCCUCCUUUGAUGAGAUUGAAGAGGAGGAGGGUGGCGAUUCAUUCGACAUUCAUAUAUCAGUGUCGGACCCUGAGAAAGUUGGUGAUGGGAUGAAUGCAUACAUGGCCUACAAAGUGACGACCAAGACCACCUUGUCUCUGUUUAAGAGUAAUGAGUUUUCAGUAAAACGACGUUUCAGCGAUUUUCUGGGUCUGCACAGUAAACUGGCCUCCAAGUACCUGCACAUAGGCUACAUUGUCCCCCCAGCACCAGAGAAAAGCAUUGUGGGGAUGACCAAGGUAAAGGUAGGGAAGGAGGACCAGUCGUCCAAUGAGUUUGUCGAAAAGAGGAGGUCAGCCCUUGAGAGGUAUCUGAUGAGAACAGUGAAGCAUCACAUCCUGCUGAAGGAUCCCGACGUCCUGCAGUUUCUGGAGAGCUCAGAGUUGCCGCGGGCGGUCAGCACUCAGGCUCUGAGCAGUGCCGGACUUCUCCGGAUGGUCAACAAGGCAGCAGAUGCUGUCAACAAAAUGACCAUCAAGAUGAACGAAUCCGACGCAUGGUUUGAGGAGAAGCAGCAGCAUUUUGAGAAUCUGGACGUUCAGCUCAGGAAACUUCAUGCCAGUGUGGAAUCUCUGGUCUGUCACAGAAAAGAGCUGUCGGUGAACACAGCGCAGUUCGCCAAGUCGGCAGCCAUGUUGGGGAACAGCGAGGACCACACAGCUCUGUCCCGAGCUCUGUCCCAGCUGGCUGAGGUGGAGGAGAAGAUCGACCAGCUGCACCAGGACCAGGCCAACGCAGACUUUUACCUCUUCUCCGAGUUACUGGGCGACUACGUCCGCCUCAUCACCGCCGUCAAGGGUGUGUUUGAUCACCGGAUGAAGACGUGGCAGAAGUGGCAGGACAGUCAGAUGCUCCUGCAGAAGAAACGAGAAGCUGAAGCCAAAUUGCAGCUCACAAACAAACCAGACAAACUGCAGCAGGCCAAAGACGAGAUCAAAGAGUUGGAGGGGAAGGUCCAGCAAGGAGAAAGAGACUUUGAACAAAUUUCCAAAACCAUACGCAAAGAAGUCAGCAGGUUUGAGAAAGAAAGAGUGAAGGACUUUAAAACGAUCAUUAUCAAAUACCUGGAGUCACUGGUUCAGACACAACAGCAGCUGAUAAAAUACUGGGAGGCUUUCUUACCCGAGGCCAAGGCCAUCUCAUAGAGCCCAUACGCACACACAUCAGACAGUCCUGACUGGCUCUGGUCAAACUACUCUACCCACAAUGCACCUGUCCACAUGUUUCCCCAGAGUGAAAAGAGAAGUGGCUCCGAAUCAGCUCAGAGUGACUUCUUUUGCAGUUAAAAAAAUUUGCAAAAACCUCUUGAAUUCACAGUUUACCAUCUUUCUGUCUUCUUUUAUUCUUUCUGCUGAACUUUCUGCUGCAUUCACAUCUCCCAUGGGAGUCAUUGUUUUUCUCCUGGCUGACCAUGUCAACAAUUUAAGAAGUUAAAGAACAAAGUCAGAAUCACCUGAAAAAACUGAAUACCCAUGUGGGAAAUUCAAUAAUCCGAAACCUGCAGUGAGUCUUAUUUUCAAACUGGAAGCUCCUAAUCCUGUAUGACACAAACGUUGCACGAUUUAUGACCGUGAUGGCUUUCCUCUCUGCACGGACAGAUUCUAAUAUGGUGUCAGGAUUUACAACUGGAGCACUUUGUUAAUUUAUUUUCUCCCCAGAUGGAGGUGAAUGGGUGAAAGGAGAAGUGGGUGGAGAAAAUCACAUCAGUAAAAUUAUAUUUGAUAUUAAUGUUUUCCAAUAAUGACAGAUAUCCGGAUUCUUCAGCGUUUCAUCUUUCGAUGUAUGGAAGCACAUUCUGCCAUAAAGUGAAAAAGAAAAAAGAUGAAAAGUUAGCAAUGAUAAAAAUAAAAAUUAUUAGUGAAAGUCAAAAUGAUGUGAUACUUAAAUCAGAAUAAAAGAGAGGUUUAAAUUCUGCCAAACUGAAGUCAAAAUUAUGAGACACUAAAUGCCUUUAUCAGAAGGAAAUAUUAAUAUCACUAAUAAUAUACAUGAUAAUAUUGUGUAAGUCAAUUCUUCAUUUUCAUUUUUUUUCAGUUAUCGCUGUGUCAUAGUUGACACAUCUAUUAGCCAUGCAAAAAUAAUGUUGGAGGAGACAUGUGGGAAACUGACAUAACAAUAAUAAUAAUAAUAAUACUAACAUUAACAAUAAUGAUAAUAAUAAUAAUAAUUAGUAAUAGUAGCAGUAGUAAAAGUCUUAGUUUUAAAUAAUAUAAUAUUAUUAUUACAUAUUCUAAAUUCUCUAGAUACUGUUAAUAUCAUGAAUUCCUUCAGCCACUAUUCAUGUAGUGAAAAUCUAAUAUCAUGGCAGGCAGACUGCGUUGAAAUACUUUGUGGACCUUAAGUGGUCUGCACUGUCAAGACUGAUCUGCUAUGCUCAGGUUCACCAUCAACUGAUCUGUCUUACCUUGAGAAUAUUUAUGUUAAUCAUUACUGACUUUUCCUCUAGUUUUUCUGGCUAGAAAGGGCUUCCAUACAUGGUCCCAUAAUACUACAGUACCCAUGAGUCUGUGUAACAGUGCGACAAGAUUAGAGUCAAAGCAGUGAAGUCAGAGUUGUAGCAUAAAAAGAGAAUCUGAAGUUCUCUCACUGGAUGUGUCUUGCUGCAGUGUUCUCUCGGAAUUGUGGUUAACUUCUUGCCUAAUGCAGCCUUGAAUCCUUUGACUUUUUUAAUGAAGCAAAGAUGUUUUCCACUCUGUCUGUCAGUGAUUUAAACCAGGGUUAUUAGCUAUUGACUUUAUCCAUGAAUAACAUUUCUACAUCACUGGAUUGGUUCCUUUAUCCAGUAGUUGUUAUGCUAACAGCUUUUUUUAAGAACAGAACAGCAAGUAAGUGUGGGAACUUUGCUCCACUGAAAUCCCUGAAACAAACUUAAACCCACAAUAUGCUUUUAUUUUGGGAGUUUGGAAUGUGAGCCGUGAAACUGAUCCAGAGUCACUGAUGAAGGACGACUGACUGCAUUCUUUGCGAUUUUGUGUCUUGUACUUCCUAUCACCUGUUCGCCUCAUUUCCCUCAUGUCUUUUUUUUGUUGCCGUAUGAUCGUGAGUGAAGGCAACAUUUUCUGUUUUGCUCUCUUUGAUCGAAUGACAGCACAGAAGGAAGAACCUGACUUUUUGGUUCAAUUCAUGGCUGCAGUCGGAAAAAAAUUUCUGAACCUAGCAAAAGCUCUUUUUGUUUUUUGUUUUGUGGAUCUCUCUUAACCUGAAAAACCUUAAUAUUCUUAGUUAAUAACAUUAAACACUCAUACUGAUCAUAUUUGUGCUGGCAAAGAAUUCAUGAAAAAGAAAGCCAAAUCAAAUCCAAGUGUAAACGCUGAUGAAGUAAGCACUCAAACCAGCGCCGAAGCUAAUUGGAAAUCCAUUUAACAAUUUUAGCAAUCCUCGAAGCGUUGGUGUUUUUUUUUUUUCCCCGUCCUGUUUAAAUCUAAACUAAAUUUGUUCAAAAAUAAGUUAUUUAGACACCUUAAUUACAUUUGGCUACAGUUAAAUCAGCACCUAACAAGGACCUACUUCAAACUGGCAUACAGUCAUUUCAAACAACCAUUAUGUAGAAGUUGUUUUUUGUGAGAUUUUGCACCCCCGCAGUUCUUGAGCGCAACACCGCCAUUGUAAAUACAUAUCCAAGGUUUCUGUAGAUGUAAACACUAAUUACAAACUACAGUCAUUAUAAGGCAUUGUAACGUUAUGUCCUGAAAACAUUGGUCUUUCAGUAAACUUGCAUGUUCAGACACUUUUUGCAGUAUGCAACUCUGAACAAAAUGUGAACUAGAGAUGAUAUGCUGUUGACACCUGGCUAUAACAUGCUGUCUGCUGAAAUGGACUGACAUGGCAAGUCAGUUGAGAGCUUUGCUAAAACAGCCAAACAUCAUUUAAGUGUGACAACAUGAGACAUAACUUUAGCAAGCAGCGGAUAUUAUUUACUAGUCCAACAGCAAGAAGUCCAGCUCGGCAGUUGUCUCGCUGCCUUUUAUUUUGAGAGGUACUCAUAGCUUCGUUGUAGGUCUUUCUUCAUAAGUGCUCAGGUGAGAGGAAAAAUCUCCACUGCGUUGCAUUCCUCUAAUUAUCAGUUUUGUUUCUCUGUUUGAACAAGGCCUUAAGGGGCAAGAAAGGGUUUUGUCGUAAUUCCAGAUCUGAUUUGGAAACAGUUCUGUGUUUGGGCAGUCCUCACUGAUGGCUUGGUUCUUCAGUCCAAAUUGGAAGAAUCUGACCAAAACUAGAAACUGAAAUACAAAUAGUCAUUUCAAAAACACUUAACUGAGCAACAGUUCAGAACUGAGAAUGAAGACUUGCACUGUGAACAGAUCCUUGGUAUUUUCUUUCUCCUGUCCCUGUUCCUCAAAGAGCAGACUUUGAGUUUUGAAUUCAUGUUUUUGAAUUUAAAGAAAUCAAGUGGCUUGUUAGUAUCUUAAGCAUGUUCAGUUUUGACAGCUUGUGAUACUUACGAGCUGUUCCUCAGUGAAGGAUUUCCUGUUGAAAGACGCUGAACUGAAGCUGCAAUUCAGCGUCGGUGUGUUUUCAGGUGUGGAGGAAGUGAGUGUCCGUCAGGUAUCAGAGUGUGUGUCCGUCCAGAGAGCAGCCUUAGACUGUGAGGAUUAUUUUUACUGGCUGUUUCUCUUCUAUCUGAUCAGUGUGAGGGCUACAUAAUCUGUAAUUGAUUUGAUUUGCUGAAUUUAAAGCCCACUUCAUUAUCAGAAUAAAAUCCAACAUCCUGAAUCUGUCAGAGAAAAUAGAAAUCUGACAUUUUUCAAUUCUUAUUAAGGUUGAAACAAAAAAAUUGAAAUAUACAUAUA
Scatophagus argus is the source of this 5332-nucleotide messenger RNA. RefSeq names its product sorting nexin 2 (gene snx2). Gene Ontology annotation, biological process: early endosome to Golgi transport. The record is from RefSeq and is a predicted model, not a curated record. Gene Ontology annotation, cellular component: endosome membrane; endosome. Gene Ontology annotation, molecular function: phosphatidylinositol binding. Lineage: Eukaryota; Metazoa; Chordata; Actinopteri; Scatophagidae. The coding region runs from base 161 to 1690 and encodes 509 amino acids. The transcript is spliced from 15 exons.